Molecule: messenger RNA, 1254 nt
Organism: Wyeomyia smithii (pitcher-plant mosquito)
Lineage: Eukaryota; Metazoa; Arthropoda; Insecta; Diptera; Culicidae
Exons: 2
Coding region: 1-1254 (417 amino acids)
Source: RefSeq, a predicted model, not a curated record
AUGUCACUACAGCUUGCCGCAGCGGCACGUGAUGUGCCAUCCGUCUUUCAGGGCUUUACACAGCUCAGUGUUGCGCCCGGUGGAGUACCUCGCGGAGGUGCGUUCCACAAGUCCACAAGUCCACAAGUCCACAAGUCCACAAGUCCACAAGUCCACAAGUCCACAAGUCCACAAGUCCACAAGUCCACAAGUCCACAAGUCCACAAGUCCACAAGUCCACAAGUCCACAAGUCCACAAGUCCACAAGUCCACAAGUCCACAAGUCCACAAGUCCACAAGUGCACAAGUCCACAAGUUCACAAGUCCACAAGUCCACAAGUCCACAAGUCCACAAGUCCACAAGUCCACAAGUCCACAAGUCCACAAGUCCACAAGUCCACAAGUCCACAAGUCCACAAGUCCACAAGUCCACAAGUAAACAAGUCCACAAGUCCACAAGUCCACAAGUCCACAAGUCUACAAGUCCACAAGUCCACAAGUCCACAAGUCCAUAAGUCCACAAUUCCGCAAGUUUACAAGUCCACAAGUUUACAAGUCCCCAAAUCCACAAGUCCACAAGUCCACAAGUCAACAAGUCCACAAGUCCACAAGUCCAAAAGUCCACAAGUCUACAAGUCCACAAGUCCACAAGUCCACAAUUCCACAAGUCCACAAGUCCACAAGUCCACAAGUCCACAAGUCCACAAGUCCACAAGUCCACAAGUCCACAAGUCCACAAGUCCACAAGUCCACAAGUCCACAAGUCCACAAGUCCACAAGUCCACAAGUCCACAAGUCCACAAGUCCACAAAUCCACAAGUCCACAAAUCCACAAGUCCACAAGUCCACAAGUCCACAAGUCCACAAGUCCAAAAGUCCACAAGUCCACAAGUCCACAAGUCCACAAGUCCACAAGUCCACAAGUCCACAAGUCCACAAGUCCACAAGUCUACAAGUCCACAAGUCCACAAGUCCACAAGCCCACAAGUCCACAAGUCCACAAGUCCACAAGUCCACAAUUCCGCAAGUUUACUAGUCCACAAGUCCACAAGUCCACAAGUCCACAAGUCCACAAGUCCACAUGUCCACAAGUCCACAAGUCCACAAGUCCACAAGUCCACAAGUCCACAAGUCCACAAGUCCACAAGUCCACAAGUCCACAGGUCCACAAGUCCACAAGUCCACAUGUCCACAAGUCCACAAGUCCACAAGUCCACAAGUCCACAAGUCCACAAGUCCACAAGUCCACAAGUCCACAAGUCCACAAGUCCAUAA